AUGUGCAGCUCACGCCGCGGCGAGGCCUCCGGGUCCACCAAUGUUCAGGGCCGUGAGGUCCUUCCUACGAAUGUCAAGCCGCAACAUUAUGAUUUGACAUUGGAGCCUGAUUUCGAGAAGUUCACCUACGAGGGAACUGUGACUAUUGACCUUGAUGUCACCGAAGACACCGAUUUCAUCACCCUCAACUCCAACGAGAUCGAGAUUCACAGCGCAGAGAUCUCAGCUAAGGGCUCGGUGGUAGACUCCAAGCCCGAUAUCUCCCUUAACAAGGAUGCCCAGACUGCGACUAUCAAGUUCGGCCAGGCUAUCCCCGCGGGGUCAGAUGCUCAGCUGAAGCUCACCUUCACUGGUAUUCUGAACGACAACAUGGCCGGAUUCUACCGGUCUUCCUAUAAGCAGAACGGCGAAACCAAGUACAUUGCCUCCUCUCAGAUGGAGCCGACGGACGCCCGUCGGGCCUUCCCGUGUUUCGAUGAGCCGGCUCUCAAGGCCAAGUUCACCGUGACAUUGGUUGCAGACAAGAGCUUGACUUGCUUGAGUAACAUGGAUGUCGACACGGAGACUGAAGUCAAGGGAACGAAGAAGGCUGUGAAAUUCACCACUUCGCCCCUCAUGUCCACGUAUCUUGUCGCUUUCAUUGUGGGCGAUCUGAAGUACAUUGAGACAAAGAACUUCCGUGUUCCGGUCCGUGUCUACGCUACGCCCGAUCAGGAUAUUGAGCACGGUCGUUUCUCAUUGGAGCUUGCUGCCAAGACGCUAGCAUUCUACGAGAAGGCCUUUGAUAGUGAUUUCCCUCUACCAAAGAUGGACAUGGUUGCCGUGCCUGAUUUCAGUGCAGGAGCCAUGGAGAACUGGGGAUUGAUUACCUACCGUAUUGUCGAUGUGUUGCUGGACGAGAAGAACAGUGGUGCGUCCCGGAAGGAGCGUAUUGCCGAGACCGUUCAACACGAGUUGGCCCACCAAUGGUUCGGAAAUUUGGUUACCAUGGACUUCUGGGAUGGAUUGUGGCUUAACGAGGGCUUCGCAACCUGGAUGUCGUGGUACUCAUGCAACGUCUUCUACCCGGAGUGGAAGGUUUGGCAGACUUAUGUUAUCGAUAACCUGCAGAGUGCUCUUUCGCUGGACUCGCUACGCAGCAGUCACCCCAUUGAAGUGCCUGUGAAGCGUGCUGACGAGAUCAACCAGAUCUUCGAUGCCAUUUCCUACUCCAAGGGCUCCUCUGUCCUGCGCAUGAUUUCCAAGUAUUUGGGCGAAGAUGUGUUCCUUCAGGGUGUCCGCAAUUACAUUAAGAAGCACGCCUAUGGCAACACCGAGACCGGUGACUUGUGGGCUGCUCUUGGUGAUGCCAGUGGCAAGCCCGUUAAGUCGGUCAUGGACAUCUGGACCAAGAAUGUCGGCUUCCCUGUGCUCAGCGUCACUGAGAACAAGGACAAUUCUUCGAUUCACGUGAAGCAGAACCGUUUCCUGCGCACUGGUGACGUCCGUCCCGAAGAAGAUCAGACUCUCUUCCCUGUGAUGCUCGGCCUGCGCACGGACAAGGGCGUUGACGAGGACACCAUGCUGACCGAGCGUGAGGGUAACUUCCCCGUUUCCGAUCUGAACUUCUUUAAGCUCAAUGCCGACCACUCCGCCAUCUUCCGCACCGCCUACAGCCCCGAGCGUCUCAAGAAGCUUGGCCAGGCAGCUCGCGAUGGACGUCUGAGUGUCGAGGACCGUGCCGGCAUGAUUGCCGACUCUGGCGCACUAGCCGCCUCCGGUUUCCAGCGCACCUCCGGCAUGCUGUCCCUGCUCCAGGGCCUCGACACCGAGUCAGAGUUCGUCGUCUGGAACGAGAUCCUGACCCGCAUUGGCACCCUGCGUGCUGCUUGGCUCUUUGAGAACGACCAGACCAAGGAUGCCCUCAAGGCCUUCCAGCGCACGCUGGUCGCCCCCAAGGCCCACGAAAUUGGCUGGGAGUUCCCCGAGAAUGACGACCAUAUCCAGCAGCAGUUCAAGGCUCUCAUGUUCGGCUCUGCCGGUAUGGCCGAGGACCCUGUCGUCGUCAAGGCCGCCCUAGACAUGUUCGCCCGCUUCGCUGCCGGCGAUCUCUCCGCCAUCCACCCCAACAUCCGCGGUAGCGUCUACUCUAUUGCCCUGAAGCACGGCGGCGUCAAGGAGUACGAGGUAGUCUUGGACCGGUUCCGCAACGCACCUACUUCCGAUGAGAAGACCACCGCUCUGCGCUGUCUCGGUGCCUCCGAGGACCCGGAGCUGAUCUCCCGCACUCUUGGUCUCGCUAUGAACGAUGAGGUCAAGAGCCAGGAUAUUUACAUGCCGCUCGGCGGUCUCCGCAGCAACCCGGCUGGUAUCGAGGCCCGCUGGAACUGGCUCAAGUCCAACUGGGAUGCUAUCUACAAGCGUCUUCCUCCUGGUCUCGGCAUGCUGGGCACUGUUGUCCAGCUGACCACUGCUAGCUUCUGCACUGAGGCGCAGUUGAAGGAUGUGGAGGACUUCUUCGCUGCCAAGGACACUAAGGGCUUCGAUCGUGCUGUUGAGCAGAGUCUCGAUGCUAUCCGCGCCAAGAUCAACUGGAUCAAGCGUGACCGUGGCGAUGUCGAGGAGUGGCUGAGCAGCAACAGCUACCUACAGAGCAAGCUGUAA
Messenger RNA from Penicillium bovifimosum, 2643 nucleotides. RefSeq names its product M1 family metallopeptidase. Bases 1 to 2643 code for a protein of 880 amino acids. The record is from RefSeq and is a predicted model, not a curated record. Gene Ontology annotation, molecular function: zinc ion binding; peptide binding; metalloaminopeptidase activity. Gene Ontology annotation, biological process: proteolysis; peptide catabolic process. The transcript is spliced from 3 exons. Lineage: Eukaryota; Fungi; Ascomycota; Eurotiomycetes; Eurotiales; Aspergillaceae. Gene Ontology annotation, cellular component: cytoplasm.